Messenger RNA from Penicillium nucicola, 369 nucleotides. Its product is annotated as mRNA splicing protein SMD1. The record is from RefSeq and is a predicted model, not a curated record. The coding region runs from base 1 to 369 and encodes 122 amino acids. Gene Ontology annotation, molecular function: RNA binding. The transcript is spliced from 3 exons. Gene Ontology annotation, cellular component: precatalytic spliceosome; spliceosomal tri-snRNP complex; U2 snRNP. NCBI's taxonomy places the organism in Eukaryota, Fungi, Ascomycota, Eurotiomycetes, Eurotiales, Aspergillaceae. Gene Ontology annotation, biological process: spliceosomal snRNP assembly; RNA processing.
AUGAAGCUCGUCCGCUUUUUAAUGAAAUGUGCCAAUGAAACGGUCACUGUUGAACUCAAGAAUGGCACCAUCCUUCACGGAACUAUUAUGUCUGUGUCCCCGCAGAUGAAUACCUCUCUGCGGACUGUCAAGAUGACCCCAAAAGAUCGUGACCCAAUUUCCCUCGACACGAUCAACAUCCGCGGAUCCACGAUUCGCUAUUAUAUUCUGCCAGACAGUUUGCCCCUCGACACUCUGCUUGUCGACGAUGCGCCUAAGCCCAAGAACAAGGCGCGGAAGGAAACAGACCGCGGCCGUGGCCGUGGUGGACCACGAGGCGGCCGAGGCCGUGGAGGUGGCCGUGGUCGUGGCCGGGGGCGUGGCUUCUAA